Leptonychotes weddellii (Weddell seal) is the source of this 1242-nucleotide messenger RNA. Its product is annotated as glutathione S-transferase A4. Gene Ontology annotation, molecular function: glutathione transferase activity. Gene Ontology annotation, biological process: glutathione metabolic process; xenobiotic metabolic process. The record is from RefSeq and is a predicted model, not a curated record. Lineage: Eukaryota; Metazoa; Chordata; Mammalia; Carnivora; Phocidae.
ACCAACUGAGCCACCCAGGUGCCCCAGCCCUGGUUUCUUAUAGUAGGAAACCAAGAUGUGGGUGCUAAGUGUUGUUCUUUCUCUCUGCUUCUGAGACAGUUUGACUUGAUAUUUUCAGUCCUGAUCCUAUAAUGACUUAUGCCUUCUUUGUGGGGGGGGGGUAUCUUUUUUUUCUUUUAAUUUAGUUUGAUGAAGAAUUCUUAGAAACAAAAGAACAGUUACAGAAGUUGCAGGAUGGGAAUCACCUGCUGUUCCAACAAGUGCCAAUGGUUGAAAUUGACGGAAUGAAGUUGGUGCAGACCCGAAGCAUCCUCCACUACAUAGCGGAUAAGCACCACCUCUUUGGCAAGGACCUCAAGGAGAGAACCCUGAUUGACAUGUACGUGGAGGGGACGCUAGAUCUGCUGGAACUGAUUAUCAUGCAUCCUUUUCUAAAACCAGAUGAUCAACAAAAGGAAGUGGUUAACAUGGCCCAGAAGGCUAUAAUUAGAUACUUUCCUGUGUUUGAAAAGGUUUUAAGGGAUCAUGGGCAAAGGUUUCUCGUUGGUAACCAGCUGAGCCUUGCGGACGUGAUUCUACUCCAAACCAUUUUGGCUCUAGAAGAGAAAAUCCCCAAUAUCCUGUCUGCAUUUCCUCAUCUCCAGGAGUUCACAGUGAAAAUAAGUAAUAUCCCAACAAUUAAGAAAUUCCUGGAACCUGGCAGCAAGAAGAAGCCUCCUCCGGAUGACAUCUACGUGAGAACCGUCUACAACAUCUUUAUGCCAUAAAGCAUCACAUCCAUCUGUGAGUGAGAGUUAGCCUCUAGAGCUUGCUGUGUCCACAGUCCAUCUUAACUGAUGCCCUGAUCCCAGCUCUGUCAUGGUGCUAUGUAGAACUGUUCCUUAGGUGGGUCUUUCAUGCCAAGAUCUUUUCUAGAAACAUUCACUGACCUUUUGGUUUGUCCAGUGAAUAAUUGUUAACGCAACUUUUUCCUGAAAGCCCUUUCAGAGAGACUGGCAUUUCAGUUAGAUCUGAUGUGGUGACUCAUUUCCUGACAACCAGGCUGGGCAGGACCUUGUGUUCUCCCUUGAGCUUCUUCCCCCCCCCUCCUUAUCCCUUUCUAAAAGCCCUCUGGUCUCUUCCUAAUUUUUGGUGUUUAAUAACAACAGAAUAUCUAGUGAAUAAUUCCUCUCAGCUAUAAUAAAUCUGUGGUGGUAAUGAAAGCAGUCAAUAUUAGCCAAAAUAAAGAAUUUACAAAUCAUU